Xyrauchen texanus (razorback sucker) is the source of this 3606-nucleotide messenger RNA. RefSeq names its product asporin-like. NCBI's taxonomy places the organism in Eukaryota, Metazoa, Chordata, Actinopteri, Cypriniformes, Catostomidae. Gene Ontology annotation, molecular function: protein binding. The transcript has 8 exons. Bases 331 to 1428 code for a protein of 365 amino acids. The record is from RefSeq and is a predicted model, not a curated record.
GUUUCAAGAGCUGAUGAGAAACAUACGGCCGGUAACAAUGAGUGUUCAGUGCUAGUUAAACAUCCAGCAGAGCUGCAUGCCGUUCCUACCACUUAUUCUCAAACUGCUCCUUCAACCAGCAGCAUCCUUGUGCUCUCAUGCUUUGGUGAGCGUGAUCUCCGUCUCCAUCAUUUUGGCUUUCAUGCAUGCUGCAUUUCAGGACCUGAGCUUUAACAAGUCCUGACGGCUUUAUUGAACUCACCCCUGGAGGCUUACUUCAGUUAAACAAGGAUUGCACUGAUUCAUCAGGGCUAACCUGUCUUGACCAAAGAUCCAAACCAAAGCUGCACCAUGAAGGCACUUCUACUGCUCACCCUACUCACGUUGUGUCAUACGAAACCAUACAAGCCAAUCAACGUCAUGGAUUUCAUGAAGAAUAAUGACAUCAUGCAACAAGACUCGAGUGAUGAUGACGACGAUGGCAAUGAUGACAAUUACGAUGAUUACGACGAUAAUUUUGUUUCGGAUUGUCCCGAAUGGUGCCGGUGCUCAAAGAGAGUUGUGCAGUGCUCAGAUCAGGGUCUGACCAAAGUGCCAAAGGACAUUCCAGCAAACACGGUGCUCAUCGAUCUCCAAAAUAAUGACAUAACCGAAAUCAAGGAAGAUGAUUUCAAGGGCUUGGUUAAUCUCUAUGCCCUGUUUCUGCUCAAUAACCAAAUAUCGAAAGUUCACCCAAAGGCUUUUCGCAACAUGGACACACUCAAGAUUCUCCACCUAUCAUACAAUGAGCUGACACAAAUCCCUGACAACCUUCCCAAGGGCAUUCAAUCAUUGAGACUGCACGACAACAAGAUCAGCAGAAUCCCAAAAGGAGCAUUUAAAGGAAUGCAAAACCUAAAUGUUUUAGAGCUGAGUGCGAAUCCAAUUGCAAACAGCGGGAUUGAGCCAGGGGCUUUUGAUGACAUGGCAACUCUCUACUUGAGGAUAGCUGAAUCAAAGCUUACAGCUGUGCCUAAAGAUCUCCCAUCUUCCCUCACCGAACUUCACUUGGACUAUAACAAGAUUGGCAAAUUAGAAACAGAGGAUUUUUUGCGAUUAAGAAGUCUACAAAGGUUGUGGCUCGAUUUCAAUCAAAUAAAGUAUGUGGAGAAUGGAACUUUAUCUGGCAUUCCCAAAAUCAGAGAAAUUCAUUUGGACAACAAUAAACUGAAAAAGGUUCCUCCAGGCUUGAACACCCUGAAAUAUUUGCAGGUGAUGUAUCUACAUGCCAACAGCAUCAGUUAUGUUGGAGUAAAUGACUUUUGCCCUUCGAGAGCCCGGGCAAAGAAGACCCUCUUUACUAGGAUCAGUUUAUUUGCCAACCCGGUGAAAUACUGGGAGAUUCAACCGCCAACUUUCCGGUGCGUAUCCAGCCACAAUGCAGUGCAACUGGGCAAUCAGAGAAAGUGAGCUGAGUGCUUCUUACCAACGCAAACCAUCUUUCCACUGGAGGGCAGUAUUUUUAAAAAAUAUUAAGCUAAUCAGAAACUUUAUCCUAAUGCAAUACAAUAUUCUUUCAUGCCAUAACGGUGCUGUACAGAACCUAAUUUAACCCUUAAUUGAAAGCAUCAUAUCUGCAGAUACUUGAAUUUGGUGAGGAUUUUGAUGACAUUACAGGACACCUAUUUGGACAUUCUGCCGGGAUAUCAAGUACCAGUAAAUUGGGCUUGUUUUGAAAUCAACAACACUGUAUGCAAUAGAAAAAUUGGUUUUCAUAGUUACCAUUUACAUGGAAUUCCUGGGUUAUAGUCUCCUGGGAAAAAUGUAAUCACAUAUUUUUAGAUUUUCCCAAUGUAUUGAAGGUUUAUAAAUGCUUGCUUGCUUAAACAAAUAACAAUCAAGAAUGAAAGAAGUCGUCACACAAUUUACCAGUUCGGCCAGUUUGUUCAUUGUUUUUGAGAAACGAAGAAUUAAAUACUUUUGUAUUUUAGAAAAUGGGCAUUAUUCAUUGGUACUUAAGUGAUUUUAGUGAUUUUUCUAAGGAAUUCUAACAGGAAAUGUCAUACAACAAAAUUCUAAAAUUAAUUUCUAAUAUUGCAUGCUAAUUUUUGUGUAACUUUUUAUUUAUGGUAUUGUUUUCUCUUGAAUAUUAUAUGGACAGACAUUCUGUCAGAUCUGACCACCUGGUUGUUUGCCGUUUGCAAAACAGUCCCCUGUUUUGCAGAACUUACUGUAAUUGCAACAAAAGCUUGUUAACCAGCAGUGCUGUAUCACCUGUAUCUAAUUCAGAUGUUUCCAACAGUUUCAUUUGAAAAAUAAAUACAUUUUGUGGUCAGUAAAUCUUGCAAGCCUCAGAACGUUUAAGAAUGUGCACAUUUGUCCAGCAUUAAGACAAAACACCAGCAGAUGGAGACUUUGGUGUAGGAUUUGACUUGUUCUUCAGGACAGGUGAAAACCCAACUGGAUAAUUCAAUAUAACCAAACCUCUGAACCUCCAGAAAGAUGAAAAGACAUUGGGUUUAAUAUAGCCAGAUGAUAGUGAUGCUUUGUUGAAAUCAGGUUAACUGUAUAUUCAUUAUGUUAUUGUAUGUUUUUUUUUUAUAAAUGUGAACUUAGUCCAAAUAACUGUGGUUCUAAUUCAUACUCUAACACAAUGAAAACACUCAAAUUAAUUUUUAAUAUUUUUCAAAUCAUCACAAAUUUUUGCUGUUAAAGCUGAAGUGUGCGAUUUUAUUUGAUGUUAAAAUACUUUUCCCAAUCAUGGCUCAAAAAUACAGAAGCAACUAUUGCUAAGCCAUUUGUAGGUUGAUUUCAUUUAAAUGUGUAAAAACUGUGGCUUUGUGGCGCUCAAAACAUUUGUUUGACCAUCCCGACCAGCCCAAACCAGCAUCGUUGGCUCAACCAAUGAUGUGAGAAUAAUGGGGAACACGGGAAUGUUCCGAAAGCAUGUUUAAAAACAAUUAUUUCCAAUUUUGAUGAUGCUAGUGGUGCAGAAAUUACACAUUCAGCUUUAAGGUUUGGGAAAAGAGGGGUGGAGGGAAGAGUGAAAGAGAGAGAGUCUCUGCUCAGGAAACAUAUGGAACAAAUCUUCAGGUUGGCCUGAUCUGCUGCUGCCACGUCUCUCAUGGUGUCUCCAAAAAAAAACUCACAACAGAUUUGGAUCAUUUAGGGUCCCUGAGCCCCAGAAAACACCUGAGGGAGACGGACAGAUACAUCUUGGUGUUGCUUCAAAGUAAAUCCUUACACCAUAUUAUCAUACUUGUGUGAUGACUCAAUCAUUAUUUAAGCUAUUGUUCAACCAACAUUUUUUAUUCUGUCAUUUACUAAUCCUCAUGCCAUUCCGAACUGAUAAUUAGAUAUUAACAACUGAACAGAGUGCUGGUGGAGUAGUGGACUAAAGCACAUAACUGGUAAUCAGAAGGUUGCUGGUUCGAUCCCCACAGCCACCAUCAUUGUGUCCUUGAGCAAGACACUUAAAUCCAGGUUGCUCCGGGGGGAUUGUCCCUGUAAUAAGUGCACUGUAAGUUGCUUUGGAUAAAAGCGUCUGCCAAAUGCAUAAAUGUAAAUGUAACUGACAGCCCGUUCCUCUCACAAAGCUAUUGUAAUGAUUGAAGACUUGGAAUAAAGUGCAAGUCACAUGGAAAACUG